This is a messenger RNA of Anopheles bellator, 2043 nucleotides long. Its product is annotated as mucin-2-like. The record is from RefSeq and is a predicted model, not a curated record. Bases 1 to 2043 code for a protein of 680 amino acids. Lineage: Eukaryota; Metazoa; Arthropoda; Insecta; Diptera; Culicidae. The transcript is spliced from 2 exons.
AUGGAAAGCAAGAUUGUUUUCCUGUUCUUCCUCGGAGCACUGGUCGGUGCGACCUGGGGGCAACCAGGUCCCGACGAAACCUUUCUGAUUACGUCCGUAAACAAGGAGAGCUUGCUGAAAACAUUGCUACAACAAGAAGCAACGUCGACAAACUUUGGCCAUCAAGGAUCAACACGCAGCGAUGCCGAUGGUUACCACUACGAUCGGCCAAAGGAUCCACUGUGCCUCGCAGGCCAUGGGCCGCACUGCCAGCAAACGCAACCCGACCACGGAUAUCUGCCACCGUGUGGUAACGGGGGUCACGGGCCCCAAUGCGGACAUGUGACAAUCCCCGCACUACCGGAAGUGCCGCACCCACCGGCAUUUGUGCACCCUAUACAUCCUGUAGGCAACCCUGUCGUCCAGGUUCAAACGUUCGUCUUCGGGGCCUGCACGAACGGUGGCGCAGGACCUUACUGCUGUACGAAUGGAGCGAAUCGUCCUGACUGUACCUUCCCGGCGCCUCCAGUAAUUCAUGCUCCACCACAACCACCACCGACGCGACCACCUCCGCCGCCGCCAACUACUACUCGUCCUAGACCGCCGCCAACUACUACUCGUCCCAAGCCUCCACCAACUACUACUCGUCCUAGACCGCCGCCAACAACUACCAGGCCACGUCCACCGCCAACUACUACUCGUCCUAAGCCUCCACCAACUACUACUCGUCCUAGACCACCACCAACAACUACUCGUCCUAAGCCUCCACCAACUACUACUCGUCCUAGACCACCACCAACAACUACUCGUCCUAAGCCUCCACCAACUACUACUCGUCCUAGACCACCACCAACAACUACUCGUCCUAAGCCUCCACCAACUACUACUCGUCCUAGACCGCCACCAACUACUACUCGUCCUAAGCCUCCACCAACUACUACUCGUCCAAGACCACCGCCAACUACUACUCGUCCCAAGCCUCCACCAACUACUACUCGUCCUAGACCACCACCAACAACUACUCGUCCUAGACCACCACCAACAACUACUCGUCCUAGACCACCACCAACAACUACUCGUCCUAAGCCUCCACCAACUACUACUCGUCCUAGACCACCACCAACAACUACUCGUCCUAAGCCUCCACCAACUACUACUCGUCCAAGACCACCGCCAACUACUACUCGUCCUAGACCGCCGCCAACAACUACCAGGCCACGUCCACCGCCAACUACUACUCGUCCUAGACCUCCGCCAACUACUACCAGGCCACGUCCACCGCCAACCCAUCCAGCAGGACCAACGCAGCUCGUAUACCUUGGCUGCCCAGAAGGCGGUAUUGGCCCACAUUGCUGUACAAACGGAGGCAAUGGGCCUGGUUGCACCAUAAACAACGGACCUCAGUACGUGAUCGAGGUUCAACCAGCGAUCGAGGUCAGUCCGCCGACCCAAAUCACCUACAUCGGUGAACCGGAGUGCCCGAAUGGAGGAAUUCCGCCCUACUGCGACCAGGGUCAGCAAGUAUUAGGGCAGAUAAUCGGGCAGCAGACCGGGCAGCAGUUCGGACAGCAGUUCGGUUAUGAUGGCUAUGGUCAGCAACAAACCCAGAGGCCGAUCAACACGCCCAGCUACGGUGGAUACCGGCCGCAGUCGGCGGUGAGCAUACUGCCGAGCAGCACCGCAGGGCCCUUCUCUCGCUUCCAGGGCGAUGACGGAUUUGGUCAAUCGUCCGCGAAUGCCCAGUCAGCCCAACCUGCGCGCCCAGCACCGACACCGCAACCGCAACGGCAGCAGACCGUGGCACCACGUCCUGCGCCAACACGCCAAACCGCAGCGCCUAAGCCGCAACCGACGCGUGCGCAGGCUACUGCUGCUCCGUCCCGCGCAACACCCGCUGCCAGACCCCAGUCGCCUGCCCCGCAGCGGCAGUCAGCCGGUGCCGGUGGUUCCCAGAAGUCGCCAGGCUUCGGACAGGGCGCUCAAGGUGGCAACUUCCAGCGGCCACAGCGGCCGGACGAGCACGGAUUCUACUACAAAGAUGGCGAAAAGGCGGUAAUAUUCUAG